Molecule: messenger RNA, 1639 nt
Organism: Magnolia sinica
Lineage: Eukaryota; Viridiplantae; Streptophyta; Magnoliopsida; Magnoliales; Magnoliaceae
Exons: 4
Coding region: 341-1579 (412 amino acids)
Biological process (GO): GPI anchor biosynthetic process
Source: RefSeq, a predicted model, not a curated record
AUCAAGAGUAUCUUGAAUAUAUUGAAUGAUACACAAGACAAUUGCCAAAUAGAUUAAUCAACAAACAAGGGUUGCACGCAACUGGCGUCCAAUGCCAAGAAAUGUCGACCCUCACGGAAUUCCCGGACAUUUAUGCCCCUCCCUUUAUCCAAAAUCCGACGCCUUUAAAUCCCUUCCCUGCUACUGUAAAUGCGGAUCAGAGCGACCAUGGCGAGAAGUAAUCGCCGCUCCAAAACCCUAGAUUUCAUACUACAGUCUCGACUCGGAGUCUCCUUCCGAUUCCGACUCGGAGCCGUUUUGUCUCGCUCAUCAGAAGUUGCAACUCGGACAGGCAACUCAGAUGGUCGCGUGGAAAUCGGCACUCCCGCUGUUGUUUGCUGCAGCCCUGAUAAUCUUCGAAGAGAGGGUCUCGGUGCCGUCUUGCAAGAUCGUGUCCGUCGAUCGCAAUGAUAGUAGCAAAAUCCAGAAGAAUGGAGAGGAUCUAAAGGUGAUGAUGGUGGCAGAUCUGCUAUUGACGGGAUCGGAAGCUGGCUAUACGAGUCUUUACUUCAGAGAUUCUUACAUGGCCAAGUUCCUCAGGAAAUCCUUUGAGAGGGUGAAGCCUGAUAUGCUUGUAGUUUUGGGAGACGUUUCUGCAAAAGGGUCAGAGUUGACAAACAUUAAAUGGAUAUCUGUGCUGCAACAGUUCCAAAGGAUGUUGGAUCCCUUUCUUGGUCUUCCUCUUCAUAUUGUUUUGGGUGACAGGGAUGUUGGAGAUUGCAGUAAAAUAAAUUCAAAGUCUGUUCAUCGGAUGGCUAACAGUUUGCCAGGAUUGGACUCAGCCGGUUGUGGUGCCUUUGAAGUUAGCAAUAUUAGCUUUAUCUCCCUUAAUGCUGUUGCAAUGCUUUGCAGCAGCAAUGAUUUGCGCUUCAGUGUUGAAACAGUUAUUGAGAGAGAAAGUCUAGAUCUAAGAAACCAUGCCAAGGAAACAACAGAUGUACUAAGUGAGCCUGUCAAGUGGAGGGAUGAUUUUGAGAACUUCCACUGGAGGGAAAAUCCUAUGGCGUCAAGUUCUGGUCCUGUCCUCUUACUUCAUUUUCCCUUGCAUCGGACGAGCAGGAUCUGUGAAGGAACCAAUUUUCCUACUACAAACCUUGGGCAGAGUCACCAUGAGAGUUCGAGGAAACCUGAGCACCGUGGAUUUGUUGGUGCAGGCCCAUACGAGUUCUUUCACACAGUCCCCCCGAAUGUGACUGAAUAUAUCUUUCAGGCUCUCAGACCAAGAAUAGUAUUCAGUGCUCACACUCAUCAUUUCUGUGAGCACAUCCACCAAGAUGGGACACGUGAGGUGACAGUUCCGGCCAUGACAUGGUUUGCAAGGGAUGACCCAGGAUUUGUUGUUGUCACAUUCGGACCUGACCAUUCAAUGACAGUGAGCCAGUGUUCUUUAGCUAGAGAGUCACACGUAUUAAUGGCCUAUGCAUCUGUUUUGGUUCUAUUAGUAUCAACUAUACUCAUAGCAAGCAGAUCACGUAUGCUAGUGUGGGCAAAUGAUCUCAGACACCUAACAUUACCUCAUGGUGGUUAUAGAGGUAGUUGAAUAUUACCUUCAGAUCCACAUAGUUGGCUGUUUUUAAAUGAAGAUAACUGUUGUUGUUGU